AUGGGGGAACCGACAAGCCAGUUUCAAAAUAGUGCGUUGGCGAAGAUUGCUGAUACUCCAAUAAAAUGCACACCAAACUAUUCAAUUCUAGAUGUCGCAAAGCUAAUGAAUGCAAAGAGAGCACACUGCAUUAUUGUUAUAGAUUCGGCCACUUCGAAAAUGGUAGGACUAGUUACUGCAAAGGACAUGGCAUUCAGAGUUGCGGCACCCGACUUGGAUACGAUGUGCUCUGUUACAAGUAUUAUGACAACAGACCCUUACUUCAUGCCACUAUCAACGUCAGCAAAUGAAGCCUUGCGAUUAAUGGUUACAAAGAAAAUAAGACACCUACCUUUAAUUGAUUCUACUACUGGAGUUGUUGUCAAGCUUCUCAACAUUACGAAGUGCUUUUAUCAUGCUAUGAUUCGUUUGGAAAAGAUGGCCGACGGAGCGCGACGACUACAAUGUACAUUUGAAAACCUUAACGAGUAUGAUUUAGGUAGUGAUUAUGGCAUGGUACGACCUUUACCAAGUAUGCAAGUUGAUCCACUCGCACCAACUAAUGAAGAGCUGUUCGAUCGCAACAUACGCCAGAGAAAAAUGAGGAUUGCAAACGAUAUUAAAAGAUUGAUAAGCAUCAUGAAACAACCGGAAUUGGCGAGUUUGGUCACGGAUAAAUAUUUUCAUCUGGCACGCUGUGCUACCUUACCACCGUCAGCAUCAAUACUUGAAGCGGCUCAAAUGCUGAAGGCGAAAAAUCUAACGGCAGCUCUUAUUUGCAAUGCUCCCAGUUUGAAAGAAUCAAACAAGAGCACUGAUACUAUUAUGAAAUCAGAUGUUAUAGGAAUUAUAACAACCAAGGAUAUACUUUUUAGGGUUCUCGCAAAUAAUUAUGAUUUAAAAAGUAUGAAAGUUGCACGUAUUAUGACUCCUCGCCCAAAUUUUGCACAGGAGACCAUGGGGAUCCAAUCGGCAUUAAGACUCAUGUAUGAAGGCAAGUUUCUUAAUCUACCGAUUGUAAAUGGUGAGGGGGAAAUCACAGGGUUGGCAAAUGUUCUUAACUUGACAAAUGCUUUGCUUAAGGCUCUUGACCUCUCCACUGUUGAAUCUACAAGCUUCCCUUCUAAAGAAUUAUCAGAUGCUUCGCAUUUUGAUAUUGAAAAUAGUUCCACUUCAAAUGAGGAAAGCAUUGGUCCAGCAUGGAAUAAAUUUUGGGGCUCUUUGGAGGAGCCGCUGAAGUCAAUUAAUUCCAGCGAAAAACCUUCCAGAAGAAGCUCAUAUACAAAAUCACGAAGUAACUUGUCAAGCGAAUGGCGAUCGACAACAAAUUUCAGAACCAAUUCUAAUACUUCAACAACGCCGCUACCAUCAUUAACAAGCAUACAAGAUAAAAGGAUUCCAAAGUCCAUGUCAUAUGGUUCUCUUUUGAGUUCAACAUUGCCUCAGCCUGUACUAAUGGAUUUUCCAGGAAGUGUAGACCAAUCUAAGGUGGCAAUUGGAAAUCAAAAAGCAUAUUCAACCUCAAAUUUCCAUUCUAGAGAGAUUAAAUUUAAAUUAAGGGUUAAAGAGUCUUUAAAUCUUGAUCUAGACGGAAAAAUUUACAGAGUGAAGAUCGUUGUUGAUAAAAAGGGUAGUGAUCAAGAUCUCCUUUCCAUAAUAAAGCAUAAAAUCUACAUGAAAUUGGAUUUGCAACGACUGCCAAAUAGUAUUUUUGAUCUUUCUUACAUAGAUAAUGAUGGCGAUCUGAUAGCGUUGGAUAAAAAUGAUGAUCUCGAAGCUGCAUUAGAAUCUCAACCGAAAAAAUUGCUUUUUAUCUUAGAAAUCAAGGAAAAGACACCAGAUGAUGAUGAUAGAUUAUGUGACAAAGAAGACCAUGCUUUUGCAACUGAUUUAACUGUUGGAAGUACGAUAAUAAUUGCAUCCUCAUUGAUUUUCGCUGGAAUUUUGCUCUCUCGUCUCUGGACAUCACAGAAUAGGCAAUAA
Molecule: messenger RNA, 1962 nt
Organism: Brettanomyces bruxellensis
Lineage: Eukaryota; Fungi; Ascomycota; Pichiomycetes; Pichiales; Pichiaceae
Exons: 1
Coding region: 1-1962 (653 amino acids)
Molecular function (GO): protein binding
Source: RefSeq, a predicted model, not a curated record